GGGCCAUGUGUUCUGCAAAUACAGAAAAUACGUAAUGUUGCUGCACCAAAGGAUAAUGAAGAAUCUCAGGCUGCUCCCAGAAUGUUACGUUUACAGAUGACCGAUGGACACACAAGCUGCAUGGCCGUAGAAUACAGUAGCAUGUCAAAAAUAAGCCUGAACACUCCACCUGGAACAAAAAUUAAGCUUUCAGGAAUUGUUGAAGUGAGAAAUGGAUUCUUGCUGUUGGAUGACAGUAACACAGCAGUUCUUGGAGGUGAAGUGGAGCAUCUUAUAGAAAAGUGGGAAUUACAAAGGAGUUUAGCAAAACACAAUAGGAGUAACAUUGGAACAGAAGGUGGCCCUCCCCCUUUUGUACCUUUUGGGCAGAAAUGUGCCUCUCAUGUGCAAGUGGACAGUAGAGAGCUUGAUCGCAGAAAGACUCUGCAAAUGACAAAUACUGUAAAAACUGUUGCGGACAAUGAUGAAUUUGAAAAGCAGAGGACAGCUGCUAUCGCAGAAGUAGCGAAGAGCAAGGAGACCAAGACGUUUGGAGGAGGUGGUGGUAGUAGCAGAAGUAAUCUCAGUGUGAGUGCUGGAGGGAAUCGAAACAGGGAACUGUUCCAGAAAGAGAAGAUAACAAAACCUGAGGGAAAGAAUGAAGGUGUCUACCGAGAACUGGUUGAUGAAAAGGCUCUAAAACACAUAACAGAGAUGGGCUUCAGCAAAGAAGCAGCAAGACAGGCACUUAUGGAUAACAGUAACAGCCUAGAGGCGGCAUUAAAUUUUCUUCUGAACAGCAGUAAACAGAAACCCAUUCAGGGACCACCACCUAGAGGUAAAGGGAAGGGCCGAGGCCGAAUAAGACCUGAAGAUGAGGAAGAGCUAGGAAACGCCAGACCGUCCGCACCAAGCACACUGUUUGAUUUCUUGGAAUCCAAAAUGGGUACUCUAACAGUAGAAGAACCAAAAUUGCAAUUUCAGCCACCACAUCAAGUACAGCACAAAGUUAUGAAUACAGAACAGAAUGGCUUCAAAGAGAAUCAUUCAAGACACAUUUCUCGCAAUGACAUGAGACAACCAAGGAAUGAGAAACCCCCUCGUUUCCAAAGAGAUAUUCAAAAUUCAAGGCAGGCUUUGGAAAGUGGUGGGUUACCAAGAAACAGAGGUCCUGAACGGCACAGCUCUUUAGAACAUUGGACAGAUGAAAAAAAUAAAAGUGACAGACAUUAUCCUAGAAAUGAUAGGCCAAAAGAUUUGGGUUAUCCCAUAGCCACUCACCAGAGUGACAUUACUUUCAAAAAAAGGGAUAACAAUAUGCAAAACAGAGUAGGCAAAGGGGUGUCUUUCACAGAAUUCAACGAGAACUCUGCUGCUCAAGAUACCACAGACAACAGUAACCAGAGACGUGGGAAAAGGGAAAACCAAAUACACAGUUCUGAAAAUUUUUGUGAUAGGAAGGCACGAACAAUAAGUAGUGAAGCCUUUAUGGUAAAAAGCGAGCAACAUUUUGGUGUUGUUAAUGAUUACCAAAAUCCUGGUAGAACUGAUAAUUUUAAUGCUAUACUAAAUGGAGGUACUGAGCACCAUCAGAAAGGAAGACGAGUAGGACCUAUCAAAUCAUCAGGACCCACUACAAUCCCAUCUUUUGAUGAUAAAAUGUUGUAUUACAACACCGGUCCCAAAAGGAGAUCUGGGCCCAUCAAACCAGAGAAAAUAUUAGAACCAUCGAUUCACACGGAGUAUGGAAAAAAUUGGAGACCAGGGGAUGAAUGUUUUGCUCUUUAUUGGGAAGACAACAAGUUCUACCGGGCAGAAAUUGAAGCUCUCCAUUCUUCUGGGACAACUGCAGUUGUUAAAUUCUGUGAUUAUGGAAAUUAUGAAGAGGUGCUUCUCAGCAACAUCAGGCCUGUUCAUGCAGACACAUGGGAGGAAGAAGAAACAUAUGAGCAAACUCUAGAAUUCCGCAGAGGAGGUGAUGGUCAGCCAAGACGGUCCACACGACCUACUCAACAAUUUUAUCAACCCCCAAGAGCUAGAAACUGA
Messenger RNA from Phaethon lepturus (White-tailed tropicbird), 2025 nucleotides. RefSeq names its product tudor domain containing 3 (gene TDRD3). NCBI's taxonomy places the organism in Eukaryota, Metazoa, Chordata, Aves, Phaethontiformes, Phaethontidae. The coding region runs from base 82 to 2025 and encodes 647 amino acids. The transcript has 10 exons. The record is from RefSeq and is a predicted model, not a curated record. Gene Ontology annotation, molecular function: protein binding. Gene Ontology annotation, cellular component: nucleus.